Molecule: messenger RNA, 1570 nt
Organism: Cricetulus griseus (Chinese hamster)
Lineage: Eukaryota; Metazoa; Chordata; Mammalia; Rodentia; Cricetidae
Source: RefSeq, a predicted model, not a curated record
GGGUCUUGCCAUGCGGCCGGGGUUUAGCAGCCAUGUGAGUUCUCUCGCAGCCGCAGCGGCAGCAGCUUGGCGAGCAUGUCCACCGCUAUGGCAACUCGUAAGCGGGCAAAGCCGGCCCCCGGGUCCGGGGCCGAUGCGGUGGCCGGCAAGCGGCGGCGAAAGGUCGACUCUGCCCGGGACAGAGGCAAAUCCAAGGGUGGUGGCAAGAUGAAUGAAGAAAUUUCCAGCGAUUCUGAGACUGAGAGCUUGGCUCCAAGGAAAACAGAGGAAGAGGAGGAGGAGGAGCUAGAGGAGACUGCACAAGAGAAGAAGCUACGCUUGGCUAAACUCUACCUUGAACAGCUCAGGCAGCAAGAGGAAGAGAAGGCCGAAGCUCGUGCAUUUGAGGAGGAUCAGGUGGCAGGGCGCUUGAAGGAGGACGUGCUGGAGCAGAGAGGCAGGUUACAGAAGUCGGUGGCAAAGGAGAUCCAGGCCCCAGCUCCCACUGACAUUCGAGUUUUACGUGGCCACCAGCUCUCCAUCACAUGCUUGGUUGUCACUCCCGACGACCUGGCCAUCUUCUCCGCCGCCAAAGACUGCACCAUCAUUAAGUGGAGUGUAGAGAGUGGGCGGAAGCUGCGUGUGAUCCCUCGAGCCAAGAAGGGGACCCAGGGGCAGCCUGCAGGCCACAGCACCCACAUCCUCUGCAUGGCCAUCUCCUCUGAUGGCAAGUACCUUGCCUCUGGUGACCGUAGCAAACUCAUUCUAAUUUGGGACGCCCAGAGCUGCCAGCACCUGUACACCUUCACGGGACACCGGGACGCUGUGUCGGGACUGGCCUUCCGGAGGGGUACCCACCAGCUCUACAGCACUUCCCACGACCGCUCUGUGAAGGUGUGGAACGUAGCAGAGAACUCGUACGUGGAGACACUCUUCGGGCACCAGGAUGCUGUGGCUGCAUUGGAUGCCCUGAGCCGAGAGUGCUGUGUGACAGCUGGGGGCCGGGAUGGGACUGUGCGUGUGUGGAAGAUCCCGGAGGAAUCCCAGCUUGUCUUCUAUGGCCACCAGGGCUCCAUUGACUGCAUCCAUCUGAUCAAUGAGGAGCACAUGGUGUCGGGUGCAGACGAUGGCUCCGUGGCCUUGUGGGGCCUCUCCAAGAAACGGCCACUUGCCCUCCAGCGUGAGGCUCACGGGCUACAUGGGGAGCCAGGCCUGGAGCAGCCCUUCUGGGUGUCAUCGGUAGCAGCCCUACUCAAUACAGACCUUGUGGCCACAGGCUCCCAUAAUGCCUGUGUGCGGCUUUGGCAGUGUGGAGAGGGCUUCCGGCAGCUUGACCCUCUUUGUGACAUCCCCUUGGUUGGUUUUAUCAACAGCCUCAAGUUCUCCAGUGCCGGGGACUUCUUAGUGGCUGGAGUGGGGCAGGAACACAGGCUUGGCCGAUGGUGGAGGAUCAAAGAGGCUCGGAACUCAGUCUGCAUCAUCCCACUGCGCAGACUCCCUGCACCCCCUGUUGCUGGCUCCUGACACUCAUCCUUAUUUAAGUGCUUUCCAGGCCCUGCUCCCCUUUUGUAUUAAAGCCUCCUAUUUUAGA